Molecule: messenger RNA, 2302 nt
Organism: Notolabrus celidotus (New Zealand spotty)
Lineage: Eukaryota; Metazoa; Chordata; Actinopteri; Labriformes; Labridae
Gene: thnsl2
Product: threonine synthase-like 2
Exons: 9
Coding region: 95-1552 (485 amino acids)
Biological process (GO): dephosphorylation; 2-oxobutyrate biosynthetic process
Molecular function (GO): pyridoxal phosphate binding
Source: RefSeq, a predicted model, not a curated record
CCCUCUCAGCCAAUGAGAGGACGCGCUGUUGCCUCAUGGUAAUCCACUGAUCCACACAGUGGUAAAUGUCUUCGUCCACAUCGAUCGAGGCCUGAUGAAGUACUGCAGCACGCGGGGCGGCGUCUCUGGGUGGGACUUCCGGGAUGUUCUGUUUUCAGGUUUUGCUCCUGACGGCGGGAUGUUCAUGCCGGAGAGCGUCCCUGAGCUCAGCCCACAGACCCUGAGGGGCUGGAGGGGGCUGGACUACACCCAGCUGGUGGUGGAGGUUGCCUCGCUGUUCAUCCCCACACAGCUGAUCCCCAGAGAGGACCUUCAGGUCCUGGUCGGUGAAGCUCUGACCGGUUUCUCGGUGCAGGAAGUGGUGCAGAUCGCCCAGCUGAAGGGGGGUCUGUCGGUCCUGGAACUCUUCCACGGAGAGACGUUAGCCUUUAAGGACCUGGCUAUGACGUGCACGGUGCGCUUCCUCAACUACUUCCUGCAGAAAGAGAACCACAGAGCCACCGUCAUUGUAGGUACUUCAGGAGACACAGGCGGCUCCGCCAUCCAGAGCGCUAAAGGUCUAAGUGGGUUGGACGUGUUGGUGGUUUAUCCUCGAGGAAGAAUCACGCCGGUCCAGGAGAAACACAUGAUCACAUGUCUGGAGGAUAACAUCCACGUGUUCUCAGCCGACGGCAGCUCGGACGACAUUGACCAGCCUCUGCGUCAUCUGUUCGCGGAUCAGGAUCUGGUGAAGUCUCACUGCCUCAUGAGUCUGAACUCUGUGAAUUGGUCCAGAAUCAUGGUCCAGCUUGCUCACUUCAUCUACGCCUACCUGCAGCUGAGCGGGAUGCAGGAUGACGGGGAUCUACCCGAGCUGGAGGUGGUGGUUCCCACAGGAGGAGCCGGGAACAUCGCAGCUGGUUUCAUCGUGAAGCAGAUGGGCUUGCCCCUGAAGCUGGUGGCGAUGGUUAACUCUAACGACAUCGUGCAUAGGACGGUCAGCAGCGGUGACUUCUCCAUGGCGGCUAACGUGACACAGACUCUGGCUCCUGCUAUUGACAUCCAGGAUCCGUACAACAUGGAGCGAGUGUUCUGGCUGCUGCUGGGAAGAAACGGCGCUGCGGUGAAGAAAAUGAUGGAGGAGUUUCAACAAACACAUCGACACUCUCUACCUGCAAACCAGCAGAAACUGCUGGCUCAGGUUUUAACCACCGGCACCGUCCACGAUGAUGGUAUUCUGGAGACCAUGAGAAGGUGCUGGGAGGAGAACCAGUACGUGCUGUGUCCACACACGGCCGUGGCUGUCUGGCAUCACUACCACUGUCCUCACAACGCCGAGAUCAACAGGUGUUAUAUUGCAACCGCCUCUCCAGCCAAGUUCCAGGCAGUGGUGCAGAGGGCCGGCCUGACCUUUGAUCUUCCAGAGGCCGUGCUGGCGUUGGACAAGUUAGCCACUCGUUACCAGAACCUGGAGCGGAGCCCGAACUGGUGCAAAGACUGGGAGGACAAACUGAGAGAGCAGAUCCAGUCUGUGAGUUCAGUCAGGAAGAACAACGGGACGUACUACAGCUGAGAGUUUAAAGUUUUUAUCACGUCGUAAAGAAGACUGGAGGAGGUCAGAUGACUCUGUCAGCAGGUCCUUGAACCUCCUUAUCAGGAUGUAGUAAAGGAUAAAGGCCUCUUGUUGCGUCUCUGCUGGACUUUGGCCUGAGGUGUCAUAAGACUCUUUUCAGUCCGGCUGUCAUGAAGCAUUCGAGUAUUCACGAUGUUCAGACUUUUUAACGUGUAAAUAAAUGUAAAAGAAUAAACUCAAGCACUUCCAGAAAAGUUGUUUGUUCAUAAAUCCCCCCAAAAACACAAACGCUAUAAAACUGUGUUAUUUAUAACAGCCAGCAGGGGGCGACUCAUAGAAGUCUAAGAGAAAAGGGUCCUACUACUCAGCUGGUUCUAUUGCUUUGAUCCCAGCUUAUUCCUUUGAUCCCAUUCUACUGCUUUGAUCACAUUCUAUUGCUUUGAUCACAUUCUAUUGCUUUGAUCUCAUUAUAUUGCUUUGUUCACAUUCUACUGUUUUGAUUUUAUUCUACUGCUUUGAUCUCAUUAUAUUGCUUUAAUCCCAUUCUAUUGCUUUGAUCACUUUCUACUCCUUUGAUCACAUUCUACUGCUUUGAUUUCAUUUUACUGCUUUCAUUUCAUUCUAUUUCUUUGAUCUCAUUCUACUGCUUUGAUCUCACUAUUUCUUUGAUCUCAUUCUAUUUCUUUGAUCUAAUUUUAACAGAAAAGGAAAACACCAAUAAAGAUCCCCCUUAUGUGAGGGCCAAAGUGA